ACUUGAAGAUAUUAAAGCAGACAAAUCUUGGUUAUAAGCUUCCACCUCCAAAUAUGAUUAUACUUGAACCAAGUGAAUUGCCAAAUAAUAAUAGUGAAAUCUUGAAGACUACAAAGAUAUAUUGA
This is a messenger RNA of Acaulospora morrowiae, 125 nucleotides long. NCBI's taxonomy places the organism in Eukaryota, Fungi, Glomeromycota, Glomeromycetes, Diversisporales, Acaulosporaceae. The record is from the annotation of a GenBank genome assembly.